Molecule: messenger RNA, 804 nt
Organism: Penicillium roqueforti
Lineage: Eukaryota; Fungi; Ascomycota; Eurotiomycetes; Eurotiales; Aspergillaceae
Product: pyridoxamine 5'-phosphate oxidase family protein
Exons: 2
Coding region: 1-804 (267 amino acids)
Source: RefSeq, a predicted model, not a curated record
AUGGGCCGAACCUUGACCUACCCGAAGAAGGUUUCCAACACCGCCAACCGGUACAAGCAUCGAGCCACAUAUGACCUAGGUCCAAUUCAUUCAAUCAUCAAUGACUCCCAAGUUCUUCAUGUAUCCUUCAACCCAGGCCCGGACGACCCAUUCCCCGCAAUCCUACCGAUGAUAGGACAAAUGGGAUCAUUCGAAUUCCCCUCUGCGAGCAUCGAUGAGCCUCUAGAGUGCUACCUCCACGGCUACGUCAGCUCACGGAUUAUGAACCUGGCCCGCAGCUGCAGCGAUGGCGAGGGACUCCCCAUAUGCGUCGCAACAAGCAAAGUAGACGGGCUGAUCCUAUCGCUCACGCCCAACUCGCACAGCUACAACUACCGUUCUGCCAUCCUACACGGCUAUGCGACCCUCGUCACAGAUGAUGAAGAAAAGCUCUGGGCCAUGAAAUUGAUCACGAACUCUGUCCUCGCGGAUCGCUGGGAUCACUCGCGUGUGCCGCCGGAUCGUGCGGAGAUGCAGUCGACUGUCAUCCUGAAGGUAAGGAUUGUGGAUGGCAGCGGUAAGAUUCGUGAUGGUGGUGUUUCGGAUGAGCGUAAGGACUCAGGCAACGCGCAGAUUACUGGUAGUGUCUGGACUGGUGUUGUUCCGGUAUGGGAAACGUUUGGUACCCCGGUUCCAAGCGGUGAUGGUACGGUCGCUGAAGUGCCCGAGUAUAUUAAUUCGUAUAUCGCUAGCAAGAAUAGUCGGAACAGAGCUCUGGCGGAGAGUGCAGUGAAGGUUCAGCUGCCACCCGAGGAGCAGCACUGA